AUGGCCGCUGAUCAUCAGGGUGCACCCUUGGCGCGAAGGCUGCGGGUCAACGGCGGCGGCGACAUUCUUCACCAGAGACAGGAGCAGAAGCCUUACCGUUGUUUCGGCGGUGCCUAUUCGGCAAAAGCGGAUGACACCGGUAGAAGGGCAGCACGGAAGGUUGUGCAACGGACCCGACUUAAUGAAUAUAUGGACAAAUUCAUAUAUAUUACUCAAGCUCUACAACCCCAAUUCGUUUUCUAUUUGCCCAUUUUCAACACGCAGGCCGGUUUGCGCAGUAUAACUUUAAACAUGACUCAAACCAUUCAGCAAGAAGAGCCAAUUGCCAUUGUUGGCAUUGGUUGCCGGUUCCCCGGUGCAGCCAGCACUCCUUCGAAGCUCUGGAAAGUAUUGCAAGAGACACCAAACUUAGCAAAGGUCAUCCCCCAAGAACGAUUCAAUCUCGAUAGAUUUUACCAUCCCGUCGGAACUCACCACGGCACAAGUAAUGUAAAGGAAACUUAUUUCUUAGAUGAAGACAUCAAGCGGUUCGAUGCCGGAUUCUUCAAUAUUCCCCCACCAGAGGCUGGCGCCAUGGACCCCCAACAUCGGCUGUUGAUGGAGACGGUGUAUGAGGCCAUGGAGACAGCAGGAACAACCAUUGAGCAAUUACAAGGGUCGAACACAUCUGUCCACGUCGGUGUAAUGUGUAGCGAUUACUACAUCCUCUCUGCACAGGACUUGGACAGUGUGUCGACAUAUAACUCAACAGGAAUUGCAAACAGCAAUGCCUCUGCCCGCCUGUCGUACUUCUUCGACUGGCAUGGCCCUUGCAUGACAAUUGACACGGCCUGUUCUUCUAGUCUGGUAGCCGUUCAUCAGGCUGUCCAGACUCUGCGAGCGGGUACCUCUCGCGUAGCAAUUGCUGCCGGUACUAACCUGCUCCUGUGCCCGCUCGGGUAUAUCUCAGAAAGUUUGUUGGGGAUGCUUUCACCAGAUGGCCGGUGCCAAAUGUGGGAUGAGAAGGCAAAUGGCUAUGCUCGUGGCGAAGGUGUCGCUUGUCUGAUGCUGAAGAAACUAAGUGAUGCAAUUGCAGACGGUGAUCAGAUUGACUGUGUCAUCAGAGAGACUGGUGUGAAUCAGGAUGGCAAAACAAAAGGCAUCACAAUGCCCAGUGCUGUAUCUCAAGCAGCUCUUAUCAAGGAUACUUAUGAAAGAGCUGGUCUCAACCCCCAAAAUAAGGAAGAUCGUUGCCAGUAUUUUGAAGCGCACGGAACUGGUACCCCUGCAGGAGAUCCACAAGAGGCUGAGGCCCUUCACACUGCAUUUUUCAAUAACGAUCAAAGAGAUGCUGGCGAUAUUCUUUAUGUUGGAUCUGUGAAAACUGUGGUCGGUCACACCGAAGGCACUGCGGGCUUGGCUGGCAUCAUCAAAGCCUACCUGUCUAUAAAACAUGGAGUUAUUCCUCCCAACCUCCACUUCGACAAACUCAGCUCGUCAGUGGAGCCAUUUUAUCGAAACCUGCAGGUAGUCACAUCCAACAUGCCAUGGCCGAAAUUGUCCCCUGGCGAAGUUCGAAGAGCGAGUGUGAAUAGUUUCGGCUUUGGCGGGACAAAUGCCCACGCCAUCCUAGAAAGCCACCACCAGCCGAUGGAUGAAACCACUCCGACGCAUAUUGCUGCUUCUACGAAAUUGGAAAGUAGCGCUCCGCAUUUGCCCUUUGUAUUCUCGGCCGCGUCAGAGCCCUCGCUCAAGGCCUUGGUUGACUCAUACUGCAGGUAUCUUGAGGAUAACAGCAGUGUUGAUCUUCGGAGACUAUCGUACACCCUCAAUUGCAGACGAUCAGCGUUUGCUUACAGACUAGCUUUCUCAGCAGCAACACAAGAGGAGCUAUGCAAGAAACUCAAAGAGUGUGUUGGUGAAGAGGCCAGCCUGUCUAUUAUACGAUGUACCGUAUCCAAACCAUCCCUCUUCGGAAUUUUUACCGGCCAAGGUGCGCAGUGGCCAAGAAUGGGAGCAGCGCUACUACAAUGCUCUCAGAGGGCAAAGAGCAUAAUCAAGGAACUCGAUGCUUCGCUUGCAGCGCUACCAGAGUUGGACCGCCCGAACUGGACACUCCACGACGAGCUUUUGGCAGAUGCUUCUGUGUCUCGCGUCGGUGAAGCCACAAUUGCGCAGCCUCUUGUGUGCGCUAUACAGAUAUUACUGGUCACCUUGCUUCAGGACGCAGGCGUCCAGUUUCAAGCAGUCCUUGGCCACAGCUCUGGCGAGAUUGCUGCGGCAUUUGCUGCUGGUUUCAUCGGCAGCGCGGAUGCUAUUCGUAUUGCUUACUACAGAGGUCUUCAUUCCAAACUAGCCCAAAGCCCCAACGGCCAGAAAGGAGGAAUGGUCGCCACAGGAUUAUCUUACGAAGAGGCGAUAGAGCUUUGCGAGCACGAGGACUUCAUCGGACGCAUCACCGUGGCUGCUGCCAACUCUGCUAACAGCGUGACUAUUUCUGGUGAUUUGGAUGCCCUUGAAGAGUUACAGCUGGUACUAGAGGAUGAAGAGACGUUUUGCCGAAGCUUACGGGUUGACAAAGCCUACCAUUCCCCCCACAUGAAUCCGGCAUCCGAACCGUUCCUUCAAAGCGUCAAUGCUUGCUCUGUGAAAAUCAAAACCCCCCCAGAAGGGGCCCCAACUUGGUACUCCAGUGUCUAUGGAGGGAAGACUGUUGAAGCAAGUGACGCCCUAAAUGCGUCAUAUUGGAAUCAGAAUUUAUUGAGCCCGGUACUCUUCCACCAGGCCCUGGUGACUGCUCUUCAGGCCGGCCAUACUUUCAACGCCGCCGUUGAGGUAGGUCCCCACCCCGCCCUCAAAGGUCCUGCGACGGAUGUCAUCAAAGACACACUAAGCAAGGACUUAUACUACACUGGCACUUUGGCUCGUGGAAAGAAUGACAUGGAAUCCUUCACCAAUGCUUUGGGCUAUAUCUGGACCACCUCGGGUCCCUCUGCGAUUGACUUUUCCAGCCAUCAGCAGGCGUUGUACCAGGACUUGAGUCCAAUCCCAAUCCUGCAGGAUCUCCCCACAUACCCUUGGAACCAUGAUCGUGUGCUCUGGACGGAGUCCAGAGGUACUAAGCUAUGGCGCCAACAGGAGGGGAAAUUUCAUGACAUUCUUGGAACUCGCAUAGCCGAUGGCACAGAGGAAGAGUGGCGCUGGAAAAACCUCUUACACCCAAAGGAGCUCCCAUGGGUGUUGGAUCAUGCCUUGCAAGGACAGACGGUAUUUCCGGGAACGGGCUAUCUCUGUCUCGCCUUGGAGGCUGCUGUUCAAGUCGCAGGAAAAGCCCCCAUUCAACUUCUUGAGUUAACAGACUUGAGCAUCCGUAAAGCAAUUGCCAUUGAUGAUAAUGUCGGCACUGAGACGCUUGUUUCAAUGACCAAAAUUGUCCGGACAGAAGAUGAAAUCACAAUGGCAUUUGCCUGCUUUUCCACUCUCAGCAAGGAAGCCGCUGGCCUUGCAUUGAAUGCCAUCGGUAAUGUUCGUGUGCAACUUGGCCAGGCGAUUCCCGAUAUACUCUCGCCGCGAUCUCCACCUAUGCAUGGUAUGCGACCUGUGUCAGCGGACCACUUCUAUAGCGAAGUCGCCAAACUUGGAUACAACUAUGGACCAACUUUCCGCGGCAUCUGCAGCCUAGAGCGCAGGUUGGGAGCUUCAAGAGGUGAUAUCAUCGGCCCAGCUAAUGAUGAGACUGGAACAACGCUACUCUUCCACCCAGGUAUGCUGGAUGCAGCCCUUCAGGGUAUGCUGGUUGGUUUUAGCUCUCCAGGAGACGGUCGCCUUUGGUCCCUGCAUGCCCCAUCUCGCAUAAAGCGAGUAACACUAGUUCCGAGUUUGUGCGGAGCAAAUAUGACAAAGAAAGUUUCAUUCGACUGCGCCGUUACCGACGUCGAGUUCAAUGAAUUGACUGGUGAUGUAGAGGUUUUCCAGGAUGAUACCGGCUACAAGUCCAUAUCAGUGGAGGGCGUUGCUUUCAUUCCCUUUACCGCUGCUACGGCCAUAAAUGAUCGCCAUCUUUUUGCACACAAUGUAUAUGCCAUUGAGAGUCCUGAUGGAGCAGUUGCGCUGGGGCCUCGACGUGCGACAGGGAAUGAAAUACAAAAGGGCCAUGAUUGCGAGAGGGUAGCAUUUUACUACUUGCGAACUUUGCACGAGGGGUUUUCCGAGGCAGAACGAACUUCAUCCGACUUACCACGCCACCAUCGGGCUCUGCUCGACUACGCUGCGUACAUAUACAACAUUGUUCAACGAGACGAGCAUGCCUACGUGAAGAGAGACUGGGUCAAUGACAGCUAUGAACAGAUCCAAUAUAUUAUUCAAAGUUACGAUGCCACUGAUCCGGACUUCCAGCUUACGGCUGCCUCUGGAGAGAACCUCGCUGCAGUGGUUCGAGGAGAAACCACGAUAUUGGAGCACUUGACCAAAGACAAUAAGCUGAACAAUUACUAUCAGCAUGCUCUGGGGUUUCACGAGCUAAACGACCUCAUUGCGGCGGUUGCGAAGCAGAUAUCCCACAGAUAUCCCAACAUGAAUAUUUGUGAGAUUGGUGCUGGAACUGGUGGAUCGUCAAGGCGCAUUCUCGCCGAGUUGGGCCAUGCUUACUCGUCAUAUACCUAUACCGACAUAUCAAGCGGCUUCUUUACGAAGGCCCAAGAAGACUUUGCGGAUUACCAGCAGCGAAUGAUCUACAAGACACUGGAUAUCACCUCUGAUAUUGUCGAACAAGGAUUUGAAGAAGGCGCUUAUGAUAUGGUGGUAGCUGCCAACGUACUCCAUGCUACCCCAGAUCUGGUGGUCACACUGUCUAAUGCCCGCAAGCUCUUGAAACCAGGAGGCUAUUUGGUUAUGAUGGAGUUUAUUGACGAGAGUGUCAUGCGUCUGGGUGUCAUCAUUGGUGGGCUCCCGGGCUGGUGGAUUGGGGCUGACACGGGCCGCAAACAUUCGCCUUGUAUUUCACUGUCCCAGUGGCACCAAACCUUGCUGCAGUCAGGAUUCUCCGGUGUCGAUACAUCCACGCCUGUGUACGACCCGGUCGUCACGCCCGCAUCCAUCAUUGUCUCCCAGGCCAUCGAUGAAAACGUGUCUCUACUGCGGGCACCCCUUACGUCUUCCCCUGGCACUGGUAUCCCGAAGAACGCGGAUCUUAUUGUCCUGGGUGGUGCUAGAGAGUAUACGAGCAAGAUUGUGCAGGACAUCACUGACAUAGCGAAGCACCAUUACCGCAGCAUUGUAUGCUGUUCAACCUGGGAUGAGUUGGACGUCUCCAAAAGCCCAGCAAGCCCUACUGUACUGAGCUUACAGGACCUGGACGGUCCUUUUUGGAGGAACAUUACAUCCGAACAGUUUGAAAAGCUCAAGCAUAUUUUCUUGUCGGCUGCAAAUAUUAUGUGGGUUAUUUGGGGGGCCGAUCGCGAUAACGGUGAUGGCGCCAUGACCCUUGGCUUUUUCCGCUCAUUGAUCUAUGAGCUGCCACAGGCCACACUUCAAGUUGUGGACGUCGAUGAGCCUCAGCAGGCAUCAGGCCGCUGGCUGGCAGAGAGAUUGCUGCGCAUUGAGGUCAUCUCGCACUUGAAGAAGACCAGGUCCUUUGACAGAAACAUGUUCAGCAGCGAACCAGAACUCAGGUUGCGAGACGACAAGGUCUUAAUCCCGCGCUGUGUUCCUCAAAUCGAUCAAAAUCACCGAUAUGACUCCCUGAAGCGUGUCAUCCACAAGGAGGUAGACUUGAAGGACUCGAUUGCCACUCUGCAUUGGAUUGGAUCGCAAUACAUUCUCAGAGAAGAGGAGAGAUCAACUCUACUGCCCGUGCCAAACCAUAGACGCGUACAGAUUGACUCAUCACUUCUCUCGUCCAUCACCACACCUGCCGGUCGCCUAUUUUUCAGUUUGGGCAUUGAUAUGGACACAGGAAAGCGAGUGGUAUCCGCCUCCAGUAGCAAUGCCUCGGCCAUUUCCGUGCCUCAGCAGUGGUCUAUUGAGGUAAACAUCAGCAGGAGCAUUGAUGCCCAAUACUUGUCUUUCCUUUCUGGGUACCUUCUGAGCCAGUACCUAUCAUCGAAGCUACCGGUUGGAGGUACGGCCGUCGUGCAUGAAUCUGAUCCGGGCCUGGCUUCUAUGAUGUCCCGACAUUUGGGAAUUAAGGGUUGUAACGUUAUUUUCACCACCGCUGAUACAGAUGUUAGCAGGAGGAACUGGCUGGCAAUGCAUCCUCGAAUUCCUGAGCGUGACCUGAAGCGACUGUUGCCAAAGGAUUGCGACCUGUUCCUCGACCUUUCUGCUACGACCGCCUCUUCCAAGGGCUCGUCAUUCUUGGCUCAAAGAAUCUCUGAGCUGUUACCCUCCCUCUGCGAAAGGCAGAACGCAUCCAUUGUCAUUGCUCGUGAGUCUACACAGCUUUCUGGAUCCCACGAUGAUUCCAUCAAUAGUUUGUUGAAAACUGUCAACACAUUCGCGGAGACACAGCUUAACGGUGUUCCGGAUGGAAUGCCUCUCCGCAUGAUUCCAGUGAGCCAGAUUCUUGGCGAUGACAUCAACAUGGACGAGCUGAGGGGCAUUGUGCAAUGGUCGAGGGAGAGCAGUGUACCCACCAGGGUUGAACCUAUCUCGCUGAGGAAUGAUCUUUUUGUUGCUGACAAGACUUACUGGCUUAUUGGUCUGGCUGGCGACCUGGGUCGUUCAAUCUGUGACUUCAUGAUAACCCAUGGGGCUCGUCACAUUGUACUUUCUAGUCGUAACCCAGUUGUUGAUGAGGAAUGGGUACAACAUCAUGCUUCGCGUAACGCUACCGUCGUUUUCAAGAGAGCAGAUAUCACCAAGAAGGAGGACCUUGUUGCCGUAUUGGACGAGAUCAAUGCAACUCUGCCGCCAGUGUUUGGUGUCGCCAACGGUACACUUGUUUUGAAGGACCGAGGACUAGUCAAUAUGGACCUCGAGACUUUCCAUGCGAAUACGAAGUGCAAGGUGGAGGGCACGGAGUACCUAGACUCACUGUUUCCCGAAAACACGCUGGACUGGUUCAUUGCAUUUUCUUCCAUUGCUGCGACAGUGGGUAACAUGGGGCAGAUGGCUUACACUGCUGCCAACAUGUUCAUGAAAGCUGCCAUCGCGCAGCGCCGCCAGCGCGGCGUCGCUGGCUCUGUUAUAGACAUUUCGCAAGUAUUCGGAGUUGGCUAUGUCGAACGAGAGCUUAAGCAACAGGCUAAUAGUGAACGCGAGCAAGCCAUGAAGCUUAUGGGACGCUCCGGAACACUAGUCAUGUCGGAGCCCGACUUACAUCAGCUCUUCGCCGAGGCCAUCAUUUCGGGUCGCGCAAGUUCAAGUCAUGAUCCGGAGAUUAUUUCCGGACUCCGCAUUAUGGGACAUGCUGAGUCUAAGGAUGCUCUGUGGUCAGGUAAUCCUCGCUUUGGACAUCUCAUCCGGGAGGUGGGCACUGCCAAACUACCCAGCACCGCUAAGACAGCCUCAAUCCCGGUCAAAACACAGCUCGAGGGUGCGAAGGAUGUACAUGAGAAGUCUGCCAUCCUCCGCGCCGCUUUCAAGUCGAAGCUCAAGGCUGCUCUGCAGGUGAGCGCGGACACGCUAGACGAAACCACUCCUCUCAUUGAUAUGGGUGUUGAUUCACUGGUUGCCGUCGAGGUGCGUACAUGGUUUGCACGGGAAGUCGGUGCAGAUGUUGCUGUCCUCAAGAUCCUCGGAGGCCCAUCGAUCCAAGAAUUAGUUGACGACGUUAUGUCCAAGAUUGUCGCAACUAUGGAGACUAAGGAGCCAAGCAGCGACGAGGCCGUUUCAUCUGAAUCGGAUAGGGACGGUAAGACAUCCAGCCCAGCCACGACGCCAAGUGAUGCUGAGCCCAGCGUUACGAGUAAGGAAUAA
Molecule: messenger RNA, 7896 nt
Organism: Trichoderma aggressivum f. europaeum
Lineage: Eukaryota; Fungi; Ascomycota; Sordariomycetes; Hypocreales; Hypocreaceae
Exons: 5
Coding region: 1-7896 (2631 amino acids)
Biological process (GO): secondary metabolite biosynthetic process; fatty acid biosynthetic process
Molecular function (GO): fatty acid synthase activity; 3-oxoacyl-[acyl-carrier-protein] synthase activity; phosphopantetheine binding
Source: RefSeq, a predicted model, not a curated record